AUGUCGCAGUACAUGCCGUACGGUGGGUUCAACUGGAUCGAGCCUACUCUGAUCGGAUUAGAUGAUUUGGACGAUACCUCCCCUAUAGGACGAGUGUAUGAGGUGGAUGUGUCAUACCCACGACAUUUGCAUGAUAACCACAAUGACUUACCCUUUCUACCGCAAAAUAGUGUGCCACAUGGAUCGAAGGUGCGAAAGUUGAUGGCGACGUUCGAGGAGAAAAAAAAUUAUAUUAUACAUUAUAGGAGCCUGCAGCAGGCCAUUAAGAAUGGACUAAUAGUAGAAAAAGUACAUAGAGUGAUACAAUUUAACCAGUCUAACUGGCUGGCUAAAUAUAUUGAGUUGAACACCGAGAUGAGGAAGAAGGCGAGGAAUGAUUUUGAAAAGGACUUUUUUAAAUUAAUGAACAACGCUGUAUUUGGGAAGACUAUGCAGUCUAAAAGAAAGGAGAUGAAGAUGGAGCUAGUGUCGUGUGAGAGGAGGUUACAAAAAUUAAUCAACAAGAGUACAUUUAAACACUGUACCAAUUAUAACGAAAACCUAAACGCUGUCGCACUGGAGAAUAAAAUUAUUAAAUUUGAUAAACCUAUAUAUAUUGGAUUCGCUGUACUGGAUGUAUCAAAAACGCUAAUGUAUGAGUACCAUUAUGAUGUCAUGCAGAGGCACUAUGGAGACAAAAUUAAAUUAAUGUACACUGAUACAGAUUCAUUGAUUUACCACAUACAAACGGAUGAUUUUUAUGCAGACUUGGCGACCAACCAUAACUUGUUGGACCGGAUGGACACUGCCAACUUGCCCACUGACCAUCAGUGUUAUGUGGUAAGCAGAAAGAAGUCUCCAGGAUACUUUUCCGAUGAAGUUUACGGCAACAUUAUUACUCAUUUCUGUGCGUUGAGGGCCAAGUCCUACGCUUUUAAUAUAUAUGCUGGUCCAGAGGAUGAGGUUGCAAAUGAUAGAAUAGGAGGAGAAAAGAUUAAGGCGAAAGGAAUCCGGUCUCAUGUGGUUAAAAACCACAUGACAUUCGAGGACCAUAGAAAGUGUUUGUUUGGGGAAGAUGGAGUGGAGGCGUACAAGGAGAAUGUAUCGAUUAGGUCAUUUAACCAUCAACUCAUGACCAUAAAGACAAAAAAAUUAACUUACAAUAGCUAUGACGAUAAGAGGGUGGUGUUAGAAGAUAAAGUCAACACACUAGCCCAUGGACACUAUAGUAUAGAGGAAGAUGACAUAUGGACAGAAUUAGAUGGAGGGGACUGGAACGUGGAAGAGAAAGGAUUAAUGAGAGACCUUCUACAUUACAUAACCUGA
Metopolophium dirhodum (rose-grain aphid) is the source of this 1305-nucleotide messenger RNA. RefSeq lists its product as uncharacterized. NCBI's taxonomy places the organism in Eukaryota, Metazoa, Arthropoda, Insecta, Hemiptera, Aphididae. The record is from RefSeq and is a predicted model, not a curated record.